AAAGACCCUGAAAAUUGUUCUCUUUCAGGCACUGAAUUCCAUGGUUUUCUCUUUCUUCUUUCCACGUAUGAGCCUCUAAACCACUGUUCAUCUCUUCCUAAAGUAUUUGAAUUUCCUUUAUUUCAUCAUAUGAUUUCUGGGUUUUGCUCAUUUCAUCUAGAAAUGCAUUUUGGUCUGGAAGUUUACAUGAACUAAAGCAGCUUGAUUCAGUUUCCUUAACAGAUUUUUCACUUUGAAAGUGGGAAAUUGUACGUGAUGGGGUUUCUUAAAGGGUCAUUGCCUGUCUGUCUGAGAUCUCAGCAUUGUGCGGAAUGGGCUCGAAUCUACAUGAAGUAUUGUCUUUGCGGUGUGAAGGACAGAUUCUCGUUUACUCUAGGUUUGGUGAGUGUUUUCAGUUGGGGAGUGGCUGAGGUUCCUCAAAUCAUUACCAACUAUAAGAAGAAAUCUACAGAGGGUAUUUCCAUUGUUUUUCUGAUGACAUGGAUAGUCGGAGAUCUCUUCAAUCUUUUUGGCUGUAUGCUGGAGCCAGCUACUCUCCCAACACAAUAUUACAUGGCAAUGCUGUACACAGCUACUACAGUCAUUCUAGCUGCACAAACUACAUACUAUGGUCACAUCUAUCAUCGACCGAAAGCCAAUAAGAUAGGCUCACCUUGCAAGGGUUCCAAGCAUCACCAAUCAGGUAUUGUAACUAAAAAUGAGCCAAAUGGCAGCUCUGCUGAUGACUUCAAGGCCCAGGAUAAUACAACGAACGGAUCUAACAUUGCUGUGGAAGGACUUCAUCCACCAAGCUCACCAAUUCCUGUUGCUGCCACAGUACUUCCUCGUUAUGGUUCCCUUGGAAGAGACUUGUACUACAUGUCAGCGAGAUCUCUAACAAAGAGCCGUACACCGACAAUGAGAUCGUAUUUAGCACAUGCACACGAUCAUACAAGAACAUGUCCCAUCGCUAUCAACAACCAAAACUCCACAGAGGAGCCUUUGCUUGGCGGGCCUGUCUCCAUGCAAUCAGCACCACCUUUGAACACUAAAAGCAUGCUUUGUGUGUUCUCGGCUAUGAUGUUCUUCCUCAGCAGCUUCAAUCUCAACCUCUCUGUGAAUAAUGGAUUUAAUGCGUUUAUAAGAAAACCGCCCGAAGGAGUCAUCAUUCGAGUAGGGCGAAAGCUUUUACAGAGCAAUAGUGGGCCAUCAAUCAACUUGAGACGAGGAAGUGGAAGCAGUGGCAUCGGAACCUUUCUUGGUUGGGCGAUGGCAGCGAUCUACAUGGGUGGACGGCUUCCCCAGAUUUGUUUAAAUAUUAGAAGGGGUAAUGUUGAGGGUCUGAAUCCAUUAAUGUUCAUCUUUGCAUUAGUCGGAAAUUUAACAUAUGUGGCGAGCAUACUCGUGAGCAGCUUGCAUUGGUCAAAAAUCAGACCAAAUCUUCCAUGGCUGGUGGAUGCCGGAGGAUGCGUUAUGCUAGAUUCCUUUAUACUUAUUCAGUUCAUCUACUUCAAUUCUGGGAGACCCAAAGACUGAAAGCGGCCAUGGUCAUCUUUUUUCAAACUAAUUCAUGCCAGUUUGCCAGAGCUGCAGGCCCCCCUAGAGCAUCUUUGCCUCAAUGGAUGAGUUCAAAACACAAAAAAGGAUUAUUUGAAGAAGCUGGCAUGAUUUCAGAGUGUGUGGGUGCUUACGCCGAACCUGUUAGCCAAGCUUGGCUGGGAAUGUACUGGAAUCUGAUUGAUUCAAAUCUAAGGUGACCAUUUUCAUAGUUUGUAACAUGAAGGUAUGAACACUUCCUCUACCUUGGUUUUUUUUUUUUUUUCGAUAAAACAAAUCUGUUUGUGAUUUUCUGGACAUAUAAUCAGUUUCUUACCGUGAUCAUUUUGUUGUAUAUGGGCCCAAGGGACCCAUUUGUGAGCAACCACUAGUGGGUGGGCCUCGCAUGAGUUUCCUUCCGUAACCCUUUUUCUACUUUUAUCUUUGGAAAUUAUAUUUCAAGAUUAAGAGAAUCAAAUUUGAAUUGGAUGUUUAAA
This is a messenger RNA of Magnolia sinica, 2012 nucleotides long. RefSeq lists its product as uncharacterized. Bases 256 to 1515 code for a protein of 419 amino acids. Lineage: Eukaryota; Viridiplantae; Streptophyta; Magnoliopsida; Magnoliales; Magnoliaceae. The record is from RefSeq and is a predicted model, not a curated record. The transcript has 13 exons.